GGAAGCCACACCCGUAGGUUUCGCGAAGGUCACGUGACGGACCAGGGCGCCUCCCUUUUGGACUCGUCAUCACGUGACAGGUUCCUUCGCUGGCUGGCAUUCAGGAGAAGGCAAUACCGUCCAUUGCAGACAGGCAGCGAGAAGGUUGAUCGCAGUGCACCGGGUAACAGCGGGGACAAGAGACAGUCAUCAUGUCGGGCAAGGACAGGAUUGAGGUUUUCCCAUCCAGGAUGUAUGUAUAUUAAUAUUAUAAUCCUAGCGAUGUGCUUUGCAGAGCUUAGGGGGAUCUAUGUCACUUCUGCUAAUAAUGGCCAAUCUGACCAUCUCAGAGUAUUUCUUAAUCAUUUAUUUUUUUUGACAGGGGUCCAAGUGAUGUAUCUGGCUAUUGCUUGACUACCCAUUCGUUAACUGGAAAAUGUAUCUCAGAUACCCAUUAUAGACAUACAACAUAGUUAAUACUAAAAUAAAUGUGUCAGAGCACUGUAUUAAACACUUCAUAGUGUUCAUAGGGCUCUCCAUUGCUCUGGGAAAUUUAUUGGGGGCAAUUGCUUAAGCAGAGGUGAAUAUCCUCAUUGUUUAUAGCUUGGAGAAUUUUUAUUUUUUUACUUUUUGUUGAUAAAUAUAUAUAUUUUAUCUUUUGUCUAUAUCUAUAGAUUAGAAAAUAUAUAGAUUCCUAUUUUAGCACACCCUAAUAUCUUGAUCACACUAGAAUGUAAAAUUACUGGAAUUCGUCAUGAUUGCUAUUCAUUUAUCCAUUGAAAAAUAAAGCCUCCGUGAGUACUAUGAGACCCAACUCUGUCAUGGGGUUUAUUCGCCAAACUGUGCAUUGGAAAAUCACAAAAAUAGCUGAUUUAGGAAAAAAAAUGCUAAAGCCUCUGUAGUCACACAGGGUUAAUAACUUAACAGCGGACUGUAGAGCUUAGAAAUCCAAAUGUCAAAAUUCAAGCUUAUAUAUAUUGUAUUAGAAUUGGACAUUUUUUUCCAAAUCAGCUGAUGUAACCUAAAUUUUGUGAUUAGGAUUUCAACCCAUGAGAAUUUAGAUUUUUGUGAAUAAACCCAACAACUUGUUUUUUUGUUUGUUUUGUUUUACUCUAAUUUUUUGCAAUUAUGUUUUCAGUUCCCUGUUUAGUCUUCUAUGUUUCCAUUCCUCUAUUGUUGUCUUCACUUUACCCAGACCAGCCAGCUAUUUCUAAUGUCAGUGUACCAUCAACACCCAGUCGGCCUCUGUGUAACCGUCUCUGUACCCACUGCAGCUAUCUGUACAAUGCAUUUAAACACAUGAUUUACCUCUCUUACCACUGUUUGUAUACCCUGGGGGACCAGAACACCAGCUAAAUGGCGUGCUGCUCUUUAUACGCACUCUGUAACAAUGGUCACUCUGCAUAGCGUUGUAGUUUUUACCCUACUAUUUCAUGCUAGAUUAUCAGGGUUUACAGAAGGAAUGCAUUAUUACUGUAUAAUACAUCAUCGCUCAAAUUUAGUUUUUGGGACGGUUAGGGCAAUAUCAUGUUAAUAUUCAGAGAUGGAUUUAAUUUGACCUCAAUUCCCUUUUCCAUCUUACUCUACCUGUGCUGUUUUGUCUCUCCACUAUCUCUCUCCCAACCCAGUUCUGAAGGUAAACCUGCCCUAUUACUUUGCUAUCAGGACUGGAUUAGAAAUCACAUGUUUACAUAUCCAUUUCCUUCUACGUCUCUUUUUUAAUGAUUAUUUUUCCCCUUAAAAAGACUGCAAGUUUAGAUUAAAAUAUAAAUGCUUCCACAGCUCCAGGUCCACAUACUGAAAACAUGCUUGCCGGUUAAAAGACAUCCUUUUAUUAAACACAAAGUAUUACUUAGGAACACAAUGUGCAGAGGCAGGUACAAAUGAGGAGGACACUAAGUUUAGUUUAAUUAAAUAUUUUUGUAUGUAUGGUAGUCAAGAAUGUCUCUCUAAAAUAACUUUGGUCUUAUUGCUUGGCAAGUAAAAAUGUAGGCCUACUGAGUAGAAACGCCAUGUGUUGUGGACUCUCCAGGCUUGCAGAAAUUUAAGACCUGACUUCUAAUAUGAUAUGCAGUCAAAUUAUGAUUGAUGCACAUCUAGCGACUUUAACUUCUAUUGCAAAUCAUUAGCCAAAUUCUUCUUCCUAGCCCACCCUUUUUUUUUUUUUUUUGUUUGUUUUUUGUUUAUUUUCACUUUUAUUUGUAUUUGGUAAAUGCAAAUUAGCCAGCAACAUUGCUUUUGAUCUAUGUGUAUUACUUAGAGGCAAAAUUACUUAAGGGCUGAUGAUGGCAGAGAUAGUCACAAGGUCAGAAGAGACAACACAACUUAACAUUCAUAGUUGCAGGAAGGGUUUGCUUUACUUCCUUUUCAAUAAAUAAAGGUAAUUUUCACAAAUGAUUUCCAUUUUCCACAAGUUAUUUUUUAAAGUUCAGUUUUCCUUGGCAACCUUAGUGUGUCCAAACUUUUGGAGUACCAUUGGCAUGAUGAAGAACAUACAGGCUCUAUCAUGCCAUCAUUAAAAUGUAAAGACUCUUUACCAAUAUUAAAUCCUUACAUUUCCUUCCCUUACAUUUCAUUUUGUAUUAUUAUAUAGUUAUUCCACAUACAUUUUAGAGGUGCAGUUCUUUUAUUAGCGUUUUUACUUAUUUUUUAAAUCAAAUAUUUUGAAGUUGGGCUACUGUCAUUGCCACAGCUAAAUAAAUCCAGAUUUGUAACACAGAUUUCUCAUGAAUAGAAUAAUAAAACAUGGUUCUGUAUUAACUAACUUUGUGGAUUUUCUAGGCAAAUUGGUAAUGUAGAUUGGAUGCCCAAUUGUAAUUAUUGCAUAUGUUUAGGGGCAGGUGUUUACUAUAUAGAUAUGUUGAACGGGAAUGUGUGUUUUCAUUGCAAACACUAGGCAUGUUUACACAACACAAGCUGGUUGUGUUGAAACUAGAGUUAACUGGCUGUUGUGCAGUAAAUAGGUUUGCAGGUAUCAGAGAAAACUGGAAAAGGGUAGACUGUAAAAAGUACUGAUAAUACAUAUACAAGGUUAAAGUGACCCAGUGUAGGCACAUUUAACCCUCACCCAGUACUUUCAAGUUGUAUUUAAAUGAAUAUACCAUCUUACUUGAAUAAGGGAGGGGGGCGUCCAAUUUUGUGUUAUAUAUUGAUAUUGUGUUGGUGUAUGUACGUGUGAAAUUCCAUAGUCCACUCUAGUUUCAUGACCUGAUUUGAUACAUUUUCAUUAUUACACAUACAAGUAUAUAUUGCAGGAUGGACCGCUAGGGGUAAUUUAGUAUUUUUCUUUUAAUUUUUAAACGUGUUCCAGAAUCUUUAGUAGUAUUUUGGGGGAUUUUGUGCUUUCAUACAUACAGAACAUUUGAACGUUGCUUGAAACUUCAGAAUUGUGUUGUAUUUUUGUGUUUAUUACCCCAGAGUUGGGCAGUGAUCCCCAUGUAUAGGAUUUAGGUUAAAACCGUGGUAUUUUAAUGAUUGCUAAGCCAAUGAAUGGCUUUUUGUGCAUAGAACAUUCACAAAUUGACAUUAUCCAACUCAGAACUCUUAUUCCAGUUUGGCUCAUAAUGUACUAGUGAGACUGCUGUGGCAACAAUAUUAAAUAUAUCUGUAUGUGCAGCAUUUUCUACUGAAUGGCAGUGUGUGUGUGUGUGUGUGUGUGUGUGUGUGUGUGUGUAUAUAUAUAUAUAUAUAUAUAUAUAUAUAUAUAUAUAUAUAUAUAUAUAUAUAUAUAUAUAUAUAUAUAUACACUCAGAGCAUCAUGACCAUUUCAGAUCACAUAGUGUUGGAGUAACGCUUUUAAAAGUCAUAUUUAGGAUCUCCCUCUGUUUUCAAAUUUUACCUAGCCAAUAUUUGUAUUUUUUUUACUGUACAACUUCUGCAGCUCAAUUCCUCCUUACCACUUGUCCGUUGCCUACGUCUUUGAAUUCCUCAUCGUCUUUUUAACCUUUACCACUAUAAAAUAAAUUAUUUGACUAACAAUCUAUUUGACCAUUUAGUUUUUGUUUUAUUUAUGUAUUUCUUUUCACUAAACCAAAAAGUCCAUUUAAUCCAAACACCCACAUUUUACCUAAAAUUACCCCAAUCAAAAGAAAGAACUGAUCAUCUUGAUCACCAAAUACUAUCCUGAUUUUAUAGAGAAAAUUCAUUUAUUUAUAAGGCAACCCAGAGCCCACUGUAGUGGGUAUGAUGAAAGGAUUACCCUUCCACCUUCCUCCAUUAAACCCUUGAAGUGGUCAUGGUAUUUGGAGUAAUCCUUUUAAAUUAACUCUUCUGGGGCACUUUAACAAAAUACUUGCUAGAGGCUACUUCUGUCGUCAUCAUCAUGAACAGUAUACCCCAAGCCUUUUUUCUACUCCAAAUCCUUCAUGUCAAGUAACAUACUAUAAUAUAAUCUACUUGCCUAACCUCAUCCCUUGAAUGGAUUAAUCAAACACUUGCAGCACUUUUGCACAUAAGUGAUGCUUGAAAAUGUAUUUUGGAAUUACAGCAUUCAAAAUAUUCUUGUUUAGGAUUUAGUUUUUGGACCGAGGAGCAUCCCACUAUUUUAAGUACAUUGUAUACCAGGAAACCAUGGUUUCUAAAGGCAUUGUUAUCCGGUGUUGUGUAUGCCAUAUGGCAGUGGUAGUCAAACUUCAGCACUCCAGAUAUUGUGUUCUACAACUCCUAUAAUGCUCUUAGGAAAGCAUAAGUCCAUGGAGUCCACAUAACAUUAAAUGCCAAAGGUUGCCUACCUGCCAUAUUGUUUGAUUGGCUCGUACGUUUUGGGUUUAAAAAAAAAAAAAGCAGGUGUUACUAUUCCACUUUCUCUUAGGGCACAGACCAUCAUGAAAGCACGAUUGAAAGGAGCUCAAACAGGACGCAGCCUUCUGAAGAAAAAAUCUGAUGCUUUAACCAUGCGUUUUCGACAGAUCCUGAAAAAAAUUAUUGAGGUGUGUAAAUAUGAUUUUAAAAUGCAGGAUAUAUUUCAUUUAUCUCCCCCCUUCCAACAAAUAAAAGGUUAAAACAUAAUUUUUUACACUUGCCUGAUUUCAGUGAAGAGCGUGAGGAUGUGCAGCAUUGUUUUGUGGAGUUCAACUCUGUGUAAAAGCCUCUACUGGCUGUCUGGGAGAUAGUCACUAGAGGUAGUCUUAACCCUGCAGUGUUUUUAAAAUAUUUAAAACAACCUGGACUUUGCAACUUUCAUUUCUGUGUGUAUUCUUUGUGUAUUACUUGUCCCUUUGGUUUUGCAGACCAAGAUGUUAAUGGGAGAGGUAAUGAGAGAAGCUGCUUUUUCUCUUGCUGAAGCAAAAUUCACAGCAGGAGACUUCAGGUGAGCACAAGGGUGAAUAAGAACUGACUUUAUUGAACACAACACAUGUAUUUUAUAGACACAUUCCCCACAGGAGGUCUUAAAGGACCACUAUGGUGUUAGGAAAACCAACUUUGUUUUUCUGACACUAUAUAGUCCUCAGGGCCCCUGCUGGGCUGAAGGGGGUUAAAAACCCUUUAGCUACUUACUUUAAUCCAGCGCCGGGCUCCCUCGGCACUGGUGACCUCUCCUCCCCCCUUCGACGUCAGCUCUCGAGUGGAGCCGAAUGCACAUGCGCAUUCAAACUGCCCAUAGGAAAGCAUUCCUCAGUGCUUUCCUAUGGAUGUUCUGCGUGCUCAAUGCGAUUUUUCGCAUUGAGCAUCGCGGAAGCACCUCUAGCGGCUGUCAGGAAAACAGCCACUAGAGGCUGAAUUAACCCUGCAAUGCAAACAGCUGCAGGGUUAAAAUCUGGGGACCUGGCACCCAGACCACUUCAUUGAGCUGGAGUAGUCUAGGUGACUAUAGUGGUCCUUUAAGUUAAAACAAUAUAAGUCCCUGCCUAGAGUCUUGGUGUCCAGGACAUAAUUGGUUUAAGUCACCAUUAUUUAAUUACCUGCUGGACACCAAGAAGUGUUGUACAAGAACCGUUUCACACAAAACCCAACUAAUUUCCAUAAGUGAAAAUGCAUUACUGGUUUGUGCAGAGUGGGGAUGGACACUAACAAGGGCUGAGGACCACAUGGGAAAUUUAAGAGGAUGGAAGAACAACAAGUUUGAACUAGCCUGGAAGGGUCUCUGGGACAAUGGGACAACAGUCUUUGUGAAAACAACAAGUAAAGUGGGGAGAAAAAACACAUACCCUGUACCUAUAAUGGGCACAAAGUGACUACAACACAAGAGCAAUCUGGGGACCUAUAUAAAGUGUCUGUCUUCAGCCCCCAGUGAUGGUAACUAGCGUCACAGUUAAGUGUUGCAUUAUAAGAACUAGCUUAAAGAACAUGAUAUGACAGUGUAAAAGCCACUAAAAUAUGCUCCUACCUUAAGUGCAUUUGCUUUGAGUUUUCUGGAAUAUAGCACUGUUUAGUCAAUAUGGAUCCCCACUGCAGCUUUACAUGGAAAGUAUGAAUUCUUUACUUCUUAUAUACAGCAUACUUGUUUAAACAGCAACCCUCCAUUAUUAGAGAGAGAGAAAAAUAACACAAGUGCAGCAAAUUACAGUAGAGGGGAACACUUGCUUUCUUUGAUUUGAGUUUCACAUUUUAUAUAUUUUUAGACGCCUUUAAAAUACAGUAUAUGCACCUAAGUGAUUUAUAUAUAGAAUCAAACUUUUUUUUAAUUUAUUUUUUUAUAAUUUAUUCAUUUCACCUUCCAAUAGUACCACUGUUAUCCAGAAUGUGAAUAAGGCGCAAGUUAAAGUGAGAGCAAAGAAAGAUAACGUAGCAGGUAAGUUUAGAAUUUAAAAUUUUCAACAAAUGCCCAACCGGGGACAGUUAUCUAGUUUUUCUUUGUUUUAUUUUAAAAAAUGAACAACAAUAUGUUCAAUGUCUAGUAAAAUGUCUGACACUUUUUAUAUUUUUUUUCCCUCCUCCUUUUGGAUUACAAAUUGGACAUGCACGCUUAUGCACACAGUGUCUUAGUGAAUCACAUAUUCUCUAUAAUGUAAAUGUGCAUUACGAUUUUUGUUAAUAAAAAAAAAAUUCAACUUUUUUUAAAAAAAUGUUAAAGAAUUAAAUGACACCUUUUUAACAUUUGUUUUAUUUUGCUUUUUCCAGGGGUAACCUUGCCUGUAUUCGAGCAUUAUCAGGAAGGCGGAGAUAGUGAGUAUUCUUAAUUUUCUGGGCAAACAGCCUGCACCAAAACGUUGUCACUUUCUGCUUCGUGUUAAAGGGAUACUCCAGGCACCCAGACCACUUCUGCUCACUGGAGUGGUCUGGGUGCCAACUCCCACUACCCUUAACCCUGCAAGUGUAAUUAUUGCAGUUUUCAUAAACUGCAAUAUUUACCUUGCAGGGUUAAGUCCUCCUCUAGUGUCUGUCUAUCAGACAGCUAGUGGUCUAUCAGACAGCCACUAGAGGGACUUCCGUGUUCUUAGAACACGAAAAGUGUUUUAAGCAACGCUGGACAUCCUCACGCUAUGUGAGGAUCUCCAGCGUCGUCGAAAUAUCCAUAGGAAAGCAUUGAAUAAUGCUUUCCUAUGGGGAGGUCUAAUGCACGUGCUCGGCUAUUGCAGCGCAUGUGCAUUAGGUCUCCUCUGCCGCCUGACGAGGUACAUCGGCGCUGGACUCCGCUAAGUCACUGAAGGGGUUUUAACCCCUUCAGCAACUUUGGGUGGGAGGGAGAGGGGCACUACAGGGUCCUGCAGUUUUCCUGGCACUGGAGAAUCCCUUUAACUGGAUUUUAAAUAGAAACCUCAUUCAGUCUUGCACAAACAUUUAUAUUCCUUAAACAAGUUUUGACAAAUUUACCUAGAUGUUAGAAACCAAGAGGAAAAAUGAAUAAGGCAGGCAAGACUUUAAACACACUCUCGUACUGUACAAACCUUUUUAAUUCACGCAAGCAAUAUGCAAUUAGACAAUCACUUGCACAUAUAGACAUGCAUAUAUAACUAGCUAGUUGCACAGGUAUAGAAGCAGACAAAAUGUGUGUGUGUGUGUGUGGCGGAGAUGCAAUAUUCCCCAGGUAUCUCCGCUUAUAAUCCAAAUGAGGCUCAGGAACAAGUAAAUUGUAAAUCCACAGGCAAGGUCUCCAGCAGGCAAAAUAACACAGCAAUAUCCCAACAGCAAUCCCAAUAACUGGACGACACACAGUUUCAGGAGCAGAACUGAAAUCUUUAAUCCACACUGGCCUUUUAAAGCAUGCUCCCAUGCAAGGGAGGGAUUACAUUCAUUAAUACAGUAGCCAAUCCUGUCCUGGUAACCUCCCACACAUCUCCUCCCCUCAGCCGGCAUCAUAAUCCCCUUAUCCAGUACAGUAAUUCCCCCCAUUUCUGGAUGUACCCCUAAACGUAGGGGUACCCCUUUAAAUCCUACACCCCCUGAUAGCCCUGAUCUGGGUGAACAACAUAUCCAAAAAUCACCCAGAUCAGACCAGGGGUUCGGGAAAUUUAUGGAGGGAAUAAAAUGACCGACCGCACUGAGUGAAACAGCCGAAUGCGGUUCCAUGUGAAUGGGCCCUGCGGUCGGUCCUGGAGUAAGGGAACAAACUGCACGAAAACCUCUAGCUAUAGAGGCUAGGGAGGGUUCGCCUGAAUCCCCUCGUUCGGUUCUUUCUAUCUACCGAACGAGGGGCUGUUCGGUAGUUAGGAACCGAACGGACCGGGCUUUUGGAGGUUUCAGCGGUGUUCGCCUAGUCGAGUGUCCGAUUUGAGUUCCAGACACUCAACAGCAAAACACCGCUGUUCGGGAGUUUUAAAAUGGCCGCCGCCACGUGUUCGUUUGUCGAAUGGCGGCCACCCCCGAGAACAAAGGACGGCUACUUCACUUGUCAAUUACCCGUUCGCAACAAUGUUGCAACGGGUAAUUGAGGACACACUUCACACAGGGGAGGUCUGACUGUUCGGUAGUUUAAUUCAAACAAACUAAGGGAAUGAAACUACCUUACAUUCAGACGAAUCCAAUACAUUUUACACAUAGAACUUCGCUAUUUUACACGAAUACAUUCCCUUACUGCAUAGACAUUUAGCAAAUAGACGAAUACAGUUUAAACAUAAUGUAAGUCUCAGGGCAGCUCAUGGCUAUAUAUAUAUAUAUAUAUAUAUUCCCCUGCCUGCUUCUUACCUUUAAACAGCAGUGAGUUUGGAGGAAUGUCAGAAACGCAGUUUUUGUGUCUAGUAGUAAAAGGUCUGUCCCUGCAUGAUGAGUGCUGUAUUCAGGGAGGUUGCUGUGAAGAUAGGUCAUUUCACUCCCUCCUUGUCUCUGUACCAUGUUAUAUAGAGACAGCCCGCUCCAUCCCUAAACCCACAAAUAGUGCUGGGAGGAUAUCUGUUCACCGCUACAAAUUGUAAGAAGCUGCUGGACGGAAUUAAAAUUAUUAAAACGGCAAAUGCGUGUAUUAAAAGAGCUGAUCAGGGGAGAUCAAAUGUGUUGUUUCUUGUAAUAGACAAAUUUGGCUAUAAAGACACCAUUUUCUCACUAUGGCGAUGACGUGUGUGUGUGUAUAUUAUGUAAAUCUAUAUUCUUGCCGUAGUGCAUGAACACAGACCUAAGUUUAUCCAGUAUUCACUCUUUUGUUAUAAUGUAGGCAAGUAUAUACUGUUGGUUUGUUUUUUGUUUUGCUUUAUUCAUGUUUUGGUCUGAUUACUUCGUUCAGGUUAUGAGUUGACUGGUCUUGCUAGAGGCGGUGAGCAGCUGGCCAAACUGAAGAGGAAUUAUGCAAAGGCUGUAGAGUUACUUGUAGAAUUGGCCUCUUUACAGGUACAAAAUGUGAUACAUUUGAAAUUCAUUUUGAAUAAAUUUUAGCUGACAUCAAUAACCAUACAAAUGUGAGUCCAUACAAAUUAUACAUUUUAUGUUGGUAUGCCGGAGUUCUAACUUACUGCAUAACCUUUAUACACUUGUGUUCUAAAACAAAUAUAACCAUAAAUGGUUUUUUUUUUGGUUUUUUUUCCUAGAGUACUCCUGAGAUGAGAGACGAAAGGGGAAUGAUCGUUUUUAAAAAAAAAAAAAUUCACAAAAUGUAUUAGAACAACAUCCCAACAUUUUUUUUUUAAAUUUUUUUUUUUUAAUGCUGAAUCCAGUAUCCUAAAUCGUUGUGUGAUUCUUUUCCACUUUGUGAAAGAGAAUGUGUACUUCAGUUAUAAACACAUACUUUUUGUGCGUGUGCUGGUCAUAUAUACAUUUAAAUACAUUUGGUGGUGAUGUCUUUAGAUUACAUUAAUACUUUAGUGAAUAAGUUACUGUGUGUUUAUAACGGUUUCCUGUUAUAUCUCCUCCUAUAGACUUCAUUUGUCACCUUAGAUGAAGCCAUAAAAAUCACGAACAGGCGUGUUAAUGCCAUAGAACAUGGUAAGUGAAGACUUUGCCUUUCCUCUUUCCCACUUUUUUUUUUUUCCAUUUAAUGUUUUUACUGAGGCACAUGUUUAGCAUAGCAGAAAUCCAUUACAAUAGUAGUUGUGGCAGGUACAUAAGUUCUGCCUUGUCACAAAAAUAUUCCUUUUUAUUUAUUUGUAUAUAUAAUCUGAGCAGAUAGUGAAUUAACAAAGCUAGUAUGUCAGAUUACACCAAUAACAAAUGAACAAAUAAUAUGUCAAAAGUUAAGUGCCAAUGGACGGGUUCAUUUAAAGUGAGAGCAGGAUAUUUGUACUAAGCGAUGCACUUUUAGGAAUAGGGACUGCUAGUGUCAUAAAGACAUCUGUUAGCAGUAGGUAUAUAUUAUAACUACCCAUAUAAAAUAAAAUCAGGUAUGUUAAAUAAACAAAAACUAUACAACUAUAUAUUGUAUAGUACAGUAAUGGGGCAAGCAUCCUAGUUGGCAAGAACAAUUUGUCAUCCUUGCAUUAAAGUGGUACAAUAAAUUGCUGAUAUUUCAAAACUAGAAGAGUGAAGGUAGAAUUAUCAACAAACAGCGGGGACCUCUUGAGAACCUCCACCACAAUGUAAGUGCACAGCAUACAUUGGAUAUUGCACCACUCUCGCUCAAAAGGCCUUGAGCCUGUGUUAUAUAGCCGGGUCUCAUGUAAGUUACAGUCCCACAUGAUGAGUAGCCCCAAAUUUAUAUUUUACUUAGUAGUCUCCAGUCUAAUUUACUGAAUAGAUUGGGGAUUCCUUCCCUCUGCAAUACCCAAGCCCACAAAACACUUCUAAUAAUGGACUUUCCCAAACAUAUGGUGGCAGUGCAAUAGGAAUGUGCUCUUCCCUGGGACAAGCAUCUGAAAGAAAUUAACAUGAAAAGAUCCUCCCCCCUUAGGUAUAAAGUACUAACCUUCAAAGAUCCCACAGUUCUUUUUUUUGUUCCAAUAGGAACGGACCAACUGGUCUGAAAGCCUCCCGGGUGGAGAGCUGAAUGGCCACACUCCAAUCUGCAGGAGUACAGAGCAGGUAGGAGCUGCUUGUUUUAUGCCGAGUUCAGCUAUUGGCAGUCCCUAGAGGCAGCCAAUCACUGCAUGAAUAGGACACGGGCUCACAGCGGAGGAACACACAACCGGGGAGGUUGUGCAUUCCACUGAAGUUCAGACUGCGCAUGCGCGAUCGGAACUUCCUAUUUUGGCUCUAAAUUUAAAAAAAUAUUUAUUCUGAAAAGCUGUGCAAGUCUUACCCCCCCUACCCCCCCCUUCCCAUAAAACUAAGCACUUGGUAUGUAGUGAAUGUUCUACGGCUCUACCAGAUGGCAUGAAGAAAAUAACCUGCAAUCAAUGUUCGUCCUUAACGCUGGAAAGAUGUUUUUUUGUUUGUUUUUUUUUUUUUAUUAUCUUGGUUCCAGGAUAACCUAACUCAGACUUUUGAAUCAUUCAAAAGCAAGUCCAGUGCAAACUUCUAAAAGAAAGACAUAAACGGAAAAGAUCAUCUUCUAGAUCUGAGUUGUCUUCUGGUGAAUGUUCCACGUCUGAAUUUUCAGACACUUCUAGUGAUUUCUCAUUGAUGGAAUUUGGGUUUCCACACAAGGAAUUAAAAAGGUUUAUCGAAGAAGUUAACCACUUAAGGGAAUAAAAGGGAAUCAUGACGGAAUAUUUCCAUCAUGUGUCCUUAAGGGGCUAAUAUCGCUUUACUGGAGUAUAUGCCAGAGGAAGGCAAUUAAAAGGCUAUGCCAAUGCCGCAACAUAUUCUGGAAUUCAUAAAUAGGGAAUGGAAAAAUCCAGAAAAGAGGUUGUUUAUCUCCAGACAUUUCAAACAAAUGUUCAAGUUACAAGGAGAAAACAAAUGGGAAGAAUUGCCUGUUGUAGAUAUGCAAAUAGCACAACUGUCUAAAAAGACAAUGAUUUCAAUUGGGGAAGUGUCUGGUUUAAAAGACCCAAUGGAUAAGAGGGCUCAAACCUCUUGCAGACGGGGUUACCAAGCUGCCGGUUUCCAAGGGAAGAAGGUAUCACAAUAAUUCCCUACUUAUGACUGGUUUGUCAAGGCAAGAUCAAGAAACCCUCUGGUAGAAUAUGUGAAUUUCAAUUUCAGUAUCCUGAAGGAGCUGGUUUGGGUCAUCAACCUAGAGAAGUCACAACUUCAUCCAAUUCCUAGGUUUUUUUAUUAUUAAGUCAAAAGACCUCUUGAUCCACCUACAUCUUAUGAAGGAAGAGAAGAUCAGAAAUCUUCUAAGAGCAACACGCUGCACUAUAAGAUGAGCCAUGAGAAUUCUAGGACAUCUCACUUCUACCAUUCUAGUCGUAAAAUGGGCCAGAGCGGAAUCAAGACCAAUACAGUGGGAAAUGACACAAUGGUACAAAAAAGAAGAUUUGGAUUCCAUAAUGGAGAUUUCAGGGCCUACAAAAGAUUAACUAUACUGGUGGACAGAAACUCAAAUCCUUUACACAGGUCUGUCAUUUCAACCAAAGGAUUGGAUCAUCAUCAUCACCACCGAUGCAUCACAUCUAGGAUGGGGAGCUCAUCUUCAGUACUAUGAGACAAGCCAUAUGGUCAGUAGAAGAAAGCGUGGAAUCAUCCAAUUUUCAUCCACCUAACUGACGUUGGUUCUCAGCCAUGAGGACAAUGGCUUUGAGGUCUUUAGAACUUCCACUAUCAACAAAUCUCCUGGAGAACACAGGGAUUCUCCUGAAAAUGUUCAGAUUGACAGGUUGGCUGCUGCAAGGCUGGUUUUACAUCACAAUGGUAUUAAGGAUGAAAGAUGCCAGUUUUUACUUCUGGACUAAAUUUCUUCACUGGUGCAAGGACCAUCAUUACCUAAGUAGUUCUCCUUCUACAGAUACGAUUUUGAAUUUUCUGCUGGAUGGUCUUAAUGCGAGAUUAGGGUUAUCUACUCUCAAGGUUCACCUUUCUGCUCUUGUCCACUUCCUGGUAUUUGGCUUCAGACAUUUUGAUUCAGAGAUUCUAAAAAGCUGUAAAGAUCAUCAGACCUCCAAAGAGGAUUUUGUUUCCUUCAUGGGAUUUGUCAGUUGUUCUUAAGGCCCUUUGUGAAGAACCUUUUGGAUGAAAUUUCCCUGAAGCUUUUGUCUCUUAAAACAGCAUUUUUAGUAGCAAUAACAUUUGCUAAAAGAAUCUGUGAAAUUCAGGUUCUUUCAUCUUCUCCAGAAUUCACUAUUUUCUUUCCAGACAAAGUUGUCCUACAUCCAAAACCAUCCUUUCUUCCAAAAGUUAUCACUCUAGGGCUAUCAAUCAUCCAAUUGUACUGCUUUCCUUUGGUAAUCCGUCCGCCUAUGAACGGGGGCAAACUUGGCAUAUGCUAGAUGUUAGAAGAGCCAUUAGAAUUUAUAUUGAUCGUUUUUCUGGCUUCAGAAGAUCAGACCAUCCUUUUUUCUUUUCUUUUUUUUUUAAUUCAAAGGUCUUACAGCUUCCAAGGCUAGUCUGGUUAGUGGAUACCAUAAAAUUGGCCUACACUUUCUCAAAAUUGCCUUCAUCUUUAAAAGCGCACUCAACUAGAGCUAUGGCUACCUCAUGGGCAGAAAAGGCUCAAGCAUAUCCAGAGGAUAUAUGCAGAGCUGCUAUGUGAUCUUCCUUAAACACCUUUGUGAAGCAUUAUAGGCUAGACAUAUUCUCUGCCUCUGAAGCAGCUUUCGGGCGUAAGGUGUUUUCGCAGUGGUUGCCUAAUUCCUGGUCCAUGGUGUUUUUUGGGAUCACGAUAUAUCCCUAUUGUACUGCCACCAUAUGUUAGGAAAAACUUUAAUUUUAAAUUCCUUUUUCCUUAAUAUGGUGGCAUUACAAGUUUCCCCACCCUUAUUUUCAUAAAUAGUUUUUGCAGUAAGAGGUCUGUAUUGUUUUAUUGUUACAAAAUGUUGUAUCUUGGAAGGGAUUAGGUACUUUAUACCUAAUGGGGGGGGAUCUUUUUAUGUUUAUGCUUGUCCCAGGGAAGAGCACAUCCCUAAUGUACUGCCACCAUAUUAAGGAAAUAGGAAUUUACGGUAAGUAAAAUUUAAAGUUUUCUGAAUGUCGGCCAUUUAAAAUUUUUAAGCAUCCGCUUUACAUUCAUUAGUGUUGUAUUAAAGAAUGGUUUAGAAAUCCUACCUCUUAAAAAGUUUUAAACGGUCUAGUAACCAUAACCACUGCAGUGAGCUUUAGUUGUUAAGGUUCCAGAGUCCCCUUGGUCCAUUCCUCAGUAAACAUCAAGUAAUUAUUGAAACGUUUAACCCUUACCUGGAUCAUAGUAAAGCCAGAAGCUCUCUGUCUGCACUGGUUGUUUAAGACUUACCUAAGUCAAUGAAAGCAAGCAGCUGACACUCUCAGCAGGAAAUUCUGUGUCUCCUGUAGCUGUAGUGGAAACUCCAGGUAAGAAGACAAACCAUUUUAUCACAGUUUGGCUACUUAUAAUGAGAUUGCACCAUAACCACUACAGUACACUAAAGUGGUUAUGGUGUUUGGAGUAUUCCUUUACCAGUUGACAGGUCAACUCUUGAGUGCCAUAUUUCUUGGACUGAUAUCUGGAAAACAGUGUUUGGUUUAAACCUGUGCUACAAAUAAAAAGAAACAGUUGAAAGAAGGUAAAAAUAUUCUGCAAUGAAAAAUGUGUAUUGUAUGAACAUACUUAUCUUACGCCGUAUGUCAUUGAAACCAUUUUUAUAGUUGUUAAUUUUUUUUUUCCGUUUCCUUCUAGUGAUUAUACCCAGAAUCGAACGUACAUUGUCCUAUAUUAUUACCGAACUUGAUGAGCGUGAGAGAGAGGAGUUCUAUAGGUACAGUAUUUGAGUAAUUUGUGCUUUAAUACACAAGUUCCUUUGGAAGAUAAGACCAUGUGGGCAUCAAACACAUCAAAUAACCACCGUGUAUUCUAUGACAACUUUAAAAAAAAUAUAUAUUAAUGAUUUGUUUAACCCCUUAAGGACCGCGGACGCACAUAGUAAGCACUCUAAGGGCCUUGCCUCGAUGUCAAGGCAUCCUGCAAUACCUCUCCUGACUGCUGGGCCAUCAAGUGGUCGCUCCCCAGGAGCGAUCACUUCCAGGUAAGCAGAGCAUUGGAAGCCAUCGGGCAGGCUUCCGAUGCUCUAUCUGUGUGCUGAAUGCCUCGAGUGGUCGAGGCACUCAGUGAAGACCCCCUUGAGGACCGAUGACGGUUCAGGACUUCAUCAGAAACCACUCCUUGAGGACUGAUGACGGUCCUGAACAGUCAUAACGUAAAACGAGCCGUCCUUAUUACUUACAUGAUCGCCGGCAAUCAGUGUUGCUCCCGGUAUGGGCAAAUUAGGUCCCCGUGGGCCACGUGAUUGCAUUGAAAGAGCGAUCACAUCGCCGCAAUAGACGUCCAUUCAUCUGCCUGCAGGGGGACUGUAUAAACUGACAGGCAGUCUCCCUGCUUCUGAAAAAUAAAAGAAAAUAUGUUUGCAAAUAAAAAUUAUUUUAAAAGUGUGUGUGUGUGUGUGUGUAUAUAUGUGUGAUGGCUACUUACAUAUUGUAUAUAGAUAUAAUAUAUCUUAUGUAUGUAAAUGUGUGUGUGUAUGUGUGUAUAUGUAUGUGUGUG
Pelobates cultripes (western spadefoot toad) is the source of this 15814-nucleotide messenger RNA. The record is from the annotation of a GenBank genome assembly. NCBI's taxonomy places the organism in Eukaryota, Metazoa, Chordata, Amphibia, Anura, Pelobatidae.